This is a messenger RNA of Colletotrichum gloeosporioides, 1425 nucleotides long. RefSeq lists its product as uncharacterized. The transcript has 2 exons. Gene Ontology annotation, molecular function: protein binding. The record is from RefSeq and is a predicted model, not a curated record. Bases 1 to 1425 code for a protein of 474 amino acids. Lineage: Eukaryota; Fungi; Ascomycota; Sordariomycetes; Glomerellales; Glomerellaceae.
AUGCCAACGUGGAGUUCAUUACCAGCAGAGCUUCGUUUAAUGAUCAUCCACCAUCUUAUGCAGACGAAACGCGGAUGGGCCAUCUGCGCCUCAGUUUGUAGAGAGUGGCAAUAUGAGAUCGAAAGAAAGAAUUUUCGCCAACUCAAACUUGGAACUUCAUGUGUAGAUGGCUUACAAAACAUAGUUCGAUCGCGGCAUUUAGUCAAACACAUCUGGUUGAAUAUCGAGCUACGGCGAUACUCAUGCAGAACCUGCCGACGGACUGAGGGCGAGAAAUGGCAAAAAGGCAACGCCCAGGUGGCCAGGGAGGCCAUUUUAAAGUUGUUUUCCAUCUUGCAUCAAUGGCAAGCCGGUAGUGAGCUGACACUGGAGCUGAGUGCCCAGUCACCUAGCGACAGGGAACACGCCUUCAAAAAUCUCUACUUCGGAGGAGAUAAUGAGAAUGGAUAUCCAAAUGUCCACUAUUCUGCGUCUGAGUCGGCCGAGAUCACUUCCGCUGACGUUCAGGACCCAAAGCAUGGUUGGAUCGAUGGCGUACAGGUUCAAGCUCCUGAAUCAGAGUCAAUAUCCCGGAUAUUUGAGCCAAUCUAUCCCAAAUUUACCGACGACCUACCAUCGGUACAUGCAGUCACUAAGUUUGUACUCCGUCGGCAUUGCCGUCGUCAAUUCGAGCUUGGAGCUCUAGAGCGUCUCCUAAACAGACUACCUUGCUUGGAAUCGCUGAUCUACGAGCCAUGGGAACGAUGGAAUGUGUGGAUACAGAAGCUGCACCUACCAAGUACGCUGAAAAGCGUAUCAUUGUUUGAAGAAACAAGCGAACCUUACGCCAAAAUUUUCGACGAGUCCUACCCAUCCUUCGGUUAUGGCAUGCCGCGCGUCGCAUCACGCGUGGUGAGCUCUGCCGUUGCAACUAGAAGCCUCAAUCUUGAACACCUCUCUGCCGCAUUCAUAGUUGAGGCCAGGGACUUUUUCAAAUCGUGUCAGCCAUCAUGGGUCUGGGAACACUUGCAGUCGUUGGUUCUCACAUCUGACACGCUUUCUCACAAAGCCAAACUCGAGGAUGUUUUUAAUCUCUUGCAGAAUGCUGCAAAAGCUGCGCUUUCCAUGCCAAGACUACACACGUUGACACUGUGGAGCACCGGCCAGAGACAGGCUUGUAAGUUCUCAUACCAGGUGAACCCCGCCUUAGUUACGUGGCGAGGAACAUGGGAUCUCAAGCUUGAUUCUCGCACGAUUCAGGAUUGGACGAAGGUGGCUCGCAAGCAAGGGCAGCAUGACCUUCAAGUCAAGAGAGAGCUUCUCUCGACGCACGUAAACUCUCAAGGCCAUGCAGUUGAGUUGUUAGACCUUCCCUGCGGGGUUGUUGAUCCUGAAUCCCUGUGGCAGAUGCGAAGAGAGAUGGUUUCUGGUUGGCAGGGCAGAUGA